Auanema sp. JU1783 is the source of this 936-nucleotide messenger RNA. The record is from the annotation of a GenBank genome assembly. Lineage: Eukaryota; Metazoa; Nematoda; Chromadorea; Rhabditida; Rhabditidae.
AUGAGUGAAAAUAAAUUAUUCGGAUUCCCGGCUUAUCCUAAAUUCCAAGAAGGAAAGCCCCGCUUCCCACAAGAUACAUUCGUUGGCAGAUAUCUACACUACUUGGAUGUCAUUGAUCCCAGAACACUCUUUGUCAGCGAUGAGAAAAUAGAGAGCAGUCUAAAACUGUUGGAAUCAUACAAAAAUGGGAAUAAGGAUAUAAGUGACAGGCAACUCUGGGAUGCUCAAAAGCUUAAACAGGCUACAUUUCAUCCAGACACAGGAGAGAAGGUGUUCCAGCCGUUCAGAAUGAGUGGCUAUGUACCAUUCGGAUGGAUAACAGUAACUGGAAUGCUUUUGCCUAACCCUUCAUGGCCAACUUUGUUGUUCUGGCAAUGGAUGAAUCAAUCCCAUAAUGCUAUGGUCAAUUAUGCCAAUCGCAAUGCAAGUCAACCUCAGCCUAUUUCUAAAUUCGUAGGAGCGUAUGCCAUGGCUGUCACUGCCGCCUGUUCCAUUUCUGGAGGUUUGACGUACGUUAUCAAAAACUCGGGUUCAUUAUCAACCACUACAAGAUUAGUGAUCCAGAGAUUUGUUCCUCUGCCGGCAACAUCGUUAGCUUCCUCUCUCAAUUGCAUUUUCAUGCGAUGGAACGAAAUGAAGACCGGAAUUGAAGUCUAUGAUAAAGAUGGACAAGUUGUUGGAGUGUCAAAAGUAGCAGCCAAAGCGGCUGUAAGAGAUACAACUCUUGUCAGAGCAUUCUUACCUGUUCCUUUACUAUUAAUCCCUCCUUGUAUACUUCCAUUUAUUGAGAGGCUCAAAUGGGUGAAAUCUUCGCCCGUUCGACAUCUCCUAGUUAAUGCCAUGGUUUGCACAGUGUCAUUUGCCAUUUCUCUUCCGGUUGCACUGGCUUUGUUCCCACAAGAAUCUUCAGUAAGUCUUCUGUUAUCGUUAUCUUGA